AUGCGCCGGACUGCGUCGCAUGCGAAGAUUGUGCAGCAGCAUGAGCGUCGAAAGUCCUCCCGUGAGGCGAAGGCCUCAGCGGCGCGCUUCGGGUCCAAGCAGAGCCGGUUCCAACUCCGGCAGGAGGAGGUGUACGCGCAGGAGGCCCUGCAGCCGGUGACCUCCCCGGUGCUGCCGGCGGGCCGCCACGGCGGCGGCCGCCCCCCCGCAGAGACGAGCGGCGAGCCACCGGCGACGUUCAGUCGCUUUGAGCGGCCGCCCGCUGCCGCGGAGUCGGGAGGUGCGCGUGGCACGACGGCGACGGCGACCUUCGGACUUGCGCCCCCGCGACGGGCCGGGAUGCACGUGGCGGACUCCCGCAGCACGCGGCGCGCGGCGAGGUUUCGGCUUGAGGAGCGUGGCCCGCCGUCGGCGUCGGCGUCGCCGUCGCUGGGCGCGGGGCUGCUCGGCGCCACCCGCCGCACGAGGGACGCCGCCGAAGCCGACGCCGACGCCGCGGACGCCCCGGACGACGACGGUGGACCGCCGCGGAAGAAGACGCGGGAGGAGCGCUUUCGCGAGGUGCUCGCCAGCAGCAAAGAGCACCGCGCCCAGGCGCAGCGGGAGCGUGAGGGGCGGGCGCAGCAAACCACCGCCCUCGACGCGGCCUUCAACGGGGUGAUGCACCUGCUGGAGCGUAGGGACAAGGCGCAGGAGGAGCGCGCGGCCUUCGCCCGCGUUGGGACCCCGCAGGUGCGGGCCCUGCUUCAGUCCUUCCGCGAGAACCACGUCGCGAAGACGGUGUCGCUGCGGGGCGACGGCAGCUUCACCGUCGCCCCGCUCGUCGACCGCGGCACGGUGGCCGACGCCGCGCCUGCGCUGGACAAGGCAAGCAUGGCGCUGCUGCAGAAGGUUCGCGCGGAGGCGGCUGCGCAGGAGCGGGGCGCCGCGUCGGCACUCGCCCCGCAUCCGCCUCUGAAGGCCACGGCGGUGGCGGCGGGCGCCGCGGGGGAAAACCUCGCCGGGGAGGGCGGCAGCGAGGCGGAUGACUUUGACCGCAUGAUGCACGCCAUGCGGGGUGAGACGCGCCGCGCGCACGCCGGGGAGCGGACGCUGACGGAGGAGGAGGCGCAGGCGCAGCGCGACCAGCAGGCGCUGCUGCAGACGGACCGUAGUGCCGUGCCGCCGCUCGCGCCGGACGCGACGCAGCUGACGCGUGCGGAGUGGCUGAGCCGCGGUGGCGAUCACGCCUACCAGAUGCAGGACAGCGACGACGACGACGACGGUGAGGCGGAGGACUCGCUAGACAUUUCCUCCGCCGCCGACAGCGACGAGGCGGUGCAGGCGGCGGAGGACGGCGACGAGGAGGUCACCGCCGUGGGAGAUGCGGGUAGGAGCGCGGACGCCGCUGCAGGGACGGCGGGGCGCCUGGAGGAGCUUCUCUCCGCAAUGGAGGCCUUCAGUCGCGAGGCGGACGGGGCACCUGCCGCGCGCGCCGCACGCAGUCGAGCCUACCACGCCCUGCUGCGCCGCCUGCACCAGUACGCCCGCGAGCACGUGCUGCACACCGCACAGACGUUCCGCCUCCUCCUCAUUGAGGCGCAGCGCAGUUUCCUGCGGCACGGCUCACUCGACCGUGCCACGCUGCUGCUCCUGCACGCCACCUCCCGCAUCUUCCCCAUGACCGAUUACCGCCACGAGGUGGCAACGCCCUUCCUCCUCUUUCUCUCCUCUGCGCUGCUGCAGAUGCGACUGAGGACGCCCGCGCACGCGCAGGCGUAUGCGGUGCUCGCGGGCCUGCUCUGCGAGAGUGUCCUGGCCGGCGGCAAGUACUGCGCGGAGGCCAUCAUCGCCCCGCUCAACCUCAUCGCCCUGCAGGUGCCGCGCUCGGUGUUGGAGCCCGUGCGGCUGCAAGGCCUCUGCGUGCCCUUUCCGCUCGUCGAGCGCGGCGGGGCGGAGGAGCUGCUGCUGCGCACCGGCACGGUCGCCCCUGGCGACGCGGACGCCGCGGCGCCGCUGCAGGCGACCCUUGCCCUGCUCGAGACGGACGCUAGUCCCGCCCGAGUGGUGCGCUAUGCCUAUCGGCUGCUGUCGCUGCUGGCGGAGGCCCUCCGCGGGGCGCCGGCACUGCCAUGCUGCCUGACGGAGCCCUUUUGCGCCCUGCACGCGAGGCUCGUGGCGACCGACGCGUGGCAGCCGUCGGAGUCCGUCCGCGGCGACCACGACGCGCUGCUCGCGAAGCUGACGCAGCUCGCCGCGGAGGCACGCGAACGUCGCACGCCGCUGGCGAUGCGCUCCUUUCGCCCACGCCCCAUUCGCCAGUUUGAGCCGCUGCUGCAGGAGGGCACGACGACGGCGCUGAAGAAUGAGGUGCGGGCGAUGAAGCGGGAGAUGCGGGAGGACCACAAGCGCGUCGUGCGCCACGUGCAGGCGGAGGCAAACGUCGGACGGCGGCAGCGCGAGCGGGCGGCGGAGGCGGCGGAGUCGCAGCGCGCGCAGAAGUACCGCGAGCUGAUGGGGUCGCUGCAGGCGCAACAGCACGUCAUGAACACCGUGGACGGGCUCCUCGACAAGGCGAGGUCAAAGAAGCGCAAGAGCAUCACAGGCGGUGCCGGCGGCGGUGCCGCGGAGGACACUGCUGAAAACUGA
Molecule: messenger RNA, 2628 nt
Organism: Trypanosoma conorhini
Lineage: Eukaryota; Euglenozoa; Kinetoplastea; Trypanosomatida; Trypanosomatidae
Exons: 1
Coding region: 1-2628 (875 amino acids)
Biological process (GO): maturation of SSU-rRNA
Cellular component (GO): Noc4p-Nop14p complex; nucleolus; small-subunit processome
Source: RefSeq, a predicted model, not a curated record